AUGGCCUUUCUGCAGGAUCCUGUUUCCAGCUGUUCUGAUGGUGGGGGGGGAAAGGAUGGAAAGAUCAAGGAGGAGAUGUAUGUCGUAUUCUGGCGAUUUCCCACUGCACUGCCACCGCUCAGCUUCGCAACAGACGACGACGCACUAAAGCCAGGCUUCCUCGCCUCUCCCUCCAAAGCUCUCACGCUUGACACUAUUCUCGAAAACGCACAUCUGCUUCGAAUCCCUCGAGAUGCCCUCUACGGCCGUUCCCCGCCAACCCGCCUCGACCGGCUCUGCUGGCGGCGUGCCUCCCCGUUCGGCCAGCGGCUCAGCUCUCCAAGUCCGUUGUUCUCGAUGCCAGCUCUCCCUCAACCUCGACAAGUCGAUACAGUUCGGCAUCAACUGUUACUACUGCGCCCGCUGUGCUUCGAUGGUGGGCUACAAGCGAUGAUUUCCUGGACGACGCAAGCCAGCACCAGCUGCGAGGCCAGAAGGAAACAAGAAUUUAACACAUUGGUGAAUCCCACCACAAACCAUCGCCUGACGGAGAUUUGGCAACGAGAAAUUGCUCCUAAUAUCUCCGCUUACUCCGGCGCUCUCCUACACCAACUACGACAAAUGACUUGCUCCCCUUUACGAGCGGGAUAA
Molecule: messenger RNA, 630 nt
Organism: Uncinocarpus reesii 1704
Lineage: Eukaryota; Fungi; Ascomycota; Eurotiomycetes; Onygenales; Onygenaceae
Exons: 2
Coding region: 1-630 (209 amino acids)
Source: RefSeq, a predicted model, not a curated record